This is a messenger RNA of Poecilia latipinna (sailfin molly), 782 nucleotides long. RefSeq names its product myosin-7-like. NCBI's taxonomy places the organism in Eukaryota, Metazoa, Chordata, Actinopteri, Cyprinodontiformes, Poeciliidae. Gene Ontology annotation, cellular component: myosin complex. Bases 5 to 460 code for a protein of 151 amino acids. The transcript has 5 exons. The record is from RefSeq and is a predicted model, not a curated record.
GAACAUGGAGCAGACCAUCAAAGAUCUGCAGCACCGUCUGGAUGAAGCUGAACAGAUCGCCAUGAAGGGAGGCAAGAAGCAGGUCCAGAAGCUGGAGGCCAGGGUCAGGGAGCUUGAAAAUGAGGUGGAAAGUGAACAGAAAAAAUCCAGUGAUGCAAUAAAAGGAGUGAGAAAGUACGAGAGACGCAUCAAGGAACUUACCUAUCAGACUGAAGAGGACCGUAAAAAUCUGGCACGUCUCCAAGACUUGGUGGACAAGCUUCAGCUCAAAGUGAAAUCCUAUAAGAAAUCUGCAGAAGUAGCUGAGGAACAGGCCAACAGCAACCUCACCAAGUUCCGCAAGCUUCAACAUGAGUUGGACGAGGCUGAAGAGAGAGCCGAUAUCGCAGAGUCUCAAGUCAACAAGUUACGAGCCAAGAGCCGUGAUGUUGGGUCAAAGAAAGGACAUGAUGAAGAAUAAAGUUUCUCCAGACAAUAAAGUGUCCGAGACACCUGUUGCUAAUUUAAUGGUGCCUCCCUAAGCAUGCUGUCGUGUUGAGUAGAAUAAAUCAAACGUGCAUCUAAAACAGCCUCUUGACUUGUUAUUGCCUACAGUUUUGAUGGUUUACAGAAGAAAAUAAUUACAUUCAAGAAAGUUGUGAGCAUAAUACAAUAAAUCAGAUUGACUGGAUAAACUAAAUAUAGAACAUUAUUGUACCAUUAGAAUAUUGAAUAUAACAUGCAAGACUGCAAAUACCUGAAAAUGUACACCUUUUUUAAAAAAAAUAAAUGCACUUAUUUAC